ACCUCAGAACCCAUCUAUCUCAACCUCAUUUUCCAGAUAAAGAAACUGAGGUUGAGAGAGUGACUCAGAGGAUUUGAACCUAUUCCUCUUAACUCCCAAAUCUAGCACUUUAACCAUUUACACAUAUGAAUAAAGGGACUCUUUUCAGGAGAACAAUGACCCUGGGAUAAUUAGUCAUAGACCUCUUCUCCCACUUGAUAACUUCCUUUCCUUUUCAUCUCUUUUUUAAAUCUUAGAACAGUAGUCUUAAACCAUACAGGUUUUAAGUAUGCUUUGGAAACCAAAUCCAUACUUCUGGAUAAAUAGAUGACAAAAGAAGCACCAGAGUAAUAUGUGGGCCAAGUUGUGGACACUUUGUCCUGCCUAGAUCAUCCAGGUAGGACCUUGAAUUGUAAGCACACCAGGCCCAUCUGAAUGAUUGCCAGUAUCAUCUCUUUUUAUUUGCCCCAUCUUUCACUUUUUCUUUUUAUUCCAGUAAGCCCUGCUGCCUACUCAGUUUCAGAUCUGAGUCCUUAGUCUAUAAGGGGAGGAGGUACAGAGGGAGGAAGCUGCCAGACUGAUUGUUGGCUUUAGUUAUAUACUGGAAUGAGAGAGAUUAUUUAGAGCAGGAUUGUUAAAAAAUUAAUGUGUUUUUUUUAAAUAAGUUUUUAUUGUUAUCUUUUUCUUUUGUAACAUUGUAGUUUCCACCAAUAUCCCUUCCUUUCUCUUCACAAGAGCCAUUACAUAUAAGUAAUAUAUUUUAAAGAUUAAAAAAAUAAGAAAAAAACUAGCAUAAUCAUCACAUUAAAAAAUCUGAAAAUGCUUUCAUGAGACAGCUCUUUUGGGACUCCUGCCUCAGCAAAGGAGUAGAAUGGCAGGGUCUUCUCAAUUUCUUUCUUUGGAAUCAUGCUAGUUCCUUAUUAUUUUGUUACAUUUACUUUUGAUUUCUUUGAAUGGUGGUUAUUUCUGUUUGCAUCAUUGUAGUUGUGAAUGUUUUUGGCUUGACUAGAAAAAGGGGCUCUUAAUCUGGCAUCCAUGAAAUUAUUUUUUUUUAUUUUAAUUUUAUUUUAUUUAAUAAUAACUUUGUAUUGACAGAAUCCAUGCCAGGGUAAUUUUUUACAACAUUAUCCCUUGCACUCGCUUAUGUUUCGUUUUUUUCCCUCUCUCCCUCCACCCCCCCCAAGAUGGCAAGCAGUCCUAUAUAUGCUAAAUAUGUUGCAGUAUAUCCUAAAUACAAUACAUAUUUGCAGAACCGAACAGCCAUGAACUUAUUUUUAAAAUAUUUUGAUAACUAUAUUUUCUUAUAACUGGUUUCUUUUGUAGUUUUGUGUCUUUUAUUUUAUGCACUUAAAAAAAAAAAAAAAAAGGUCCAUGAAAUGCUUAAGAAUUCCUGGUUUGUACACUAUAAGAGCAGAAUUGUGACUAGCUUUUGUGAACAGGAGGAAGGAAAGUAGGGGACCUUGGAGGUGGAAACAGGAAAGAAACCCGAGCAGGUAAUUAGUAUAGUGGCAAGAAUGUUGAACUGAGCUCCAUGUCCCAGCAUAGUCUCAUUCGAAGUCAUUCCCCUUCUUCUAACUUAAGUUUUUCUGAUUUGUCGAAUGGGAAUAUUUACCCCUAGUGUUUCUUGGGGCUGUUGCAAACACUAAAGUUAUAUGAACAAUAGUGGUUUCCCAAUACCCUAUUGAUACCUCUGCAUUCAAACUUGGAGAAUUCGGUCCUGUAAAGACAAGAGUUGCUGAGAACUGCAGAUUGGAAAGUUGUUGACUUGAUGGAGCAUGGGACCUGGCUUUCAUUUCACUUCUCGCCCAUUCUGGUACUAAGCUGAUGCUUUAAUACCCUUUGUCAACCGUGAUUUACCAAGUCCUCCUGCUGUGUGUUUUGGACAAACCCACAAAGGGGGAGGGGGCUACUAGCUUGGUGAUUGGGCUGCCGUUCAGUCCCAGCAUGGGUACUCUCAGUAAUGCCAGUUGGGAGGAAGGGCUGACAAGAGGACAAGCAAAGGAUCUUAGACACUGUCCCCUUGCUGAUGUUGGUCCCCCUGGAAACAGGGCCAAGGGUUCUACUGGUUCUUGUUGCUACCAACGUAUCAUAGCACCUCAGAGUUCUGGAAGAGGUAGAAAGCAAGUAGCCUUUAGAAACCAGAGACAUCGGGAUCCUGCCAGCAGCACUUCUCUUGGAUGAUCUCAUUCUUCUUUUCUGGCUUCUUCCUCCCAGAAGCUUUCAAACCUAAAUUCAGAGAGACCUUACCAAACCGAUACUGCUAGUAUACUCUUUUCAUCAUCUCAUCCACAUCGCAAUCCAGACUCCGAGAACUGCUCCUUCAUCCUGCAUUUGAUCUAGGGAGGGCCUGCCUUCCUGACCCAGGAAGAUGCCGAUUCUCAAACAGCUAGUGUCCAGCUCGGCCCACUCAAAGCGCCGAUCACGAGUGGAUCUCACAGCAGAGAUGAUCAGCGCUCCCCUGGGCGACUUCCGCCACACCAUGCAUGUGGGGCGUGCUGGGGAUGCCUUCGGAGACACCUCCUUCCUUAACAGCAAAGCUGGGGAGCCAGACCCCGAGGCCCUCGAGGAACAGGCAAGUGCUACUUCCUCAUCAAAACCCAGCCUCCUGUCUCGAAAGUUUCGGGGAAGCAAGAGAUCCCAGUCAGUGACACGGGGAGACCGACGGGACAUGCUGGGCUCUCUGCGGGAUUCUGCUCUUUUUGUGAAGAAUGCCGUGUCCCUGCCACAGCUCAACGAGAAAGAGGCGGCAGAGAAGGGGUCUGGCAAGCUGCCUAAGAGCCUUUCAUCCAGUCCUGUGAAGAAGGCGGCCGCUGGAGGAGCAGAGGAGGAAGAAGUGGAGGAGGCAGGAGGAGCUGGGGAGAAGACGCCCCGUAUGAAUGGAUCCGGGGGCACCCACUCUCCUGACCCCAUCCUUGAUGAGCGGGCCUUUGGGGAUAUUACAGACCUGCCCCAUGUACCCAAGGCUGGCUAUGGGUUGAAGCAUGCAGAAUCUAUUAUGUCCUUCCACAUUGACCUGGGGCCCUCCAUGCUGGGGGAUGUCCUCAGCAUCAUGGACAAGGAUGAGUGGGACCCAGAGGAAGAGGAUGGUUGCCAUGGUGAUGAGGGUCCAAGCCACAGCAGCCAGCCCCCUCUUUCUGCUACUGUUCCUCUGAUACAGCAGGAAGGGAAGCCUGGUCCAGACUCACCGUUGCUGCCUCCCUGCACUUUGGAGGAUGAGGGCUGGGCAGCAGCAGCUCCCAGCCCAGCCUCUGCCCGAAGUGUGGGCAGUCAUACCACAAGAGACAGUAGUUCCAUCUCCAGCUGUGCCUCUGGAAUCCUAGAGGAACGAAGCCCUGCUCUCCAUGGGCUGGAAAGGGCUCGGGUCCCUCUUGCCCGACAGCCUAACAAAGAGUUCUCCUUUAUGGACGAGGAAGAGGACGAGAUCCGUGUGUGAAGGGGAUGGGGGGAGUGUUGAGUGGCUCUGCACAACUGACUUAUUUUUGUCCCCACUCCCUGUGACUUUCCACCUUUCUAUGGGACUCCCAGAGUCCAGAUAGAAUAGCCCAUGGAAGGGGCCUUGGCAGAAAGUCUUAGUUGCAGGAGACACCUCUGUAAUUCAUCUUUGCCUGUGAAUAGAAUAUUUGGUCCUCUUUGUGACUCCUUUCUCCUAGAUGUGGGAUUUGGUGGAACCUGUGAGUCAAGCAACUGUGGGUUGGAGGGGGUGGGGAUGCAUUAUUUACCUGACAUCCAUGGACAACUUGUUCUUCCCCAACAUAUGCGAGGAUCAGGUGGCCAAUGAACUCUUGAGGAUGAAGCAGGAAUCAAAGUUCCUCCUUUCUUUCUAGUCUCUUUCCCCCUCACCUCUUCCCAAAUGAAUGCUAGACAGCAAGCCGAUUGCCUCUGCACAUUGAGCAAUAUCAGGGCAGCAGAAGCCAGACCUCCAUUUGAUCUCUGUCUGUCUAGUUUGUAGUGUUGUAUCCCACUCUGUGUAGCUUCCUCUUCUCCCCCUUUUUAUGUCUUUCUAAACCUCUUCCAUCCCCCCGCCAAUCCUCUUCCCACCCCAUGUUUUUCAUUCCCCCUAAACUUUUAUCUUGAGUUGUGACUUUGUUCUUUGGCUACUAGCCAUUAAUAGAAAGAGGUCUGAGUGUGAGAGGAAGGGGUCGGCAUUAUAUAUGGUGCAGGUGGGAGGAUGCUCUGAAAAGUCCCCUCCUCACCCCCAUCUAUUUCUUUGCUCAUAUUUCUGUUUUAGGAGGAGAUUCGAAAAGAGGAAACUGUUGGGAGGAAAACUAUAAAGUUCUUGGAGCCUGAUUGGGAAAUGUUUCCCCUUUUGCUCCCUCUCCUUUGGGAGCUGCCCCUUUUCUAAGAACAAACUGGGAGGAGUUUGGGGCUCCCCCAAACAGGGCUGGGGCUCCCUUUGUAUUGGAGGGUAAAAAGCUUAGCUGUGGGAGAAAGGGAGGUCAUAGUUUUGGAGCUAUCAUCCAGCUCCCUUCCCCCUCAGAAAUGCUCCAUUUCUGCCUCACAAAACCCAGGCAGGAAAUCUGGGGCCCCUUGGAGUUAAACAGCACCAGGUGGCUGGGUUGGAGUAGUAUACGUGGAAAAUCCCCUCUUCCCACAGCAGCCUGUAGGGAGCAAGGAGAAGAUGAUGAUGAUGGGAAUACCCUGAAAGGGGCCUCUAGGUUGUGAUUCUGAAUUUUAGUCUACCCAAAUGGGAGCAAUGAUAGUAACAAAACCUGGGUGUGGGGUUCUCCCCAGAACACAGGAACCAGCUAUUGGAUCAGCCUACUUUUUUUUUAUUUCACAUAAUUUGGGUGUAGUUUUUCCUUUUAAUUUUAAUCUAAUUCCUUUGGGGGAGGAAAGGCCUUUAUGGUGAGUAGGGCUCCUCCCAGAAUGGCCAGGUUCUCUUCACUGACCUGAAUUAUUAGGAGUUUCAUUUAAAUCCCUGGCCCCAACUCUGGACUGUCCAUUUCUUGGACUGGUUGUAGAAUCUUUCCACAGUUGGGAAGGUUGAGCCCCCAUUAGAAAGCUGGACUUAUUGUAUAAUAAGUCCUACUGUGUUAGUCUGUCAGCCUUGCUCUGGUAUUAGGGUUUCAGCACAGACUGACCUCAGAGGUCAUUUAGUCUAAUCAUCCCUUAACAGGAAUCCCCUCUACAGUGUAACAUCCCUGACAAGUAAUCCUACAGCACUGAUUUAAAGACCUCUAGUAAAUGAGAACCCAUUACCUCCCAAAGUGACUCAUUUCAGGUUAGUUUAGCUCUCUUAGGAAAUUUUUUUCUUAUGUUGAUCUUAACUUGGCCUUUCUAUCACAUACCCACUGUCCCUAAUUCUGCCUUUAAUGCCCCAAGAAUUGGUUCCUUCUGAAAAUACUUUAAGGCAGCUAACAGAUUUCCUACCUGAAAUCUCAUCUCCGGCAUAAACACCCCCAUUUUCUCAGCAGUCCUGAAAAAGGUUUGGCUUCCAACCAUCCUGUUCACCCUUUUUCUUCUCUGAAAGAUACCCCGUUUGCCCCAUCUGUCUUCUUGACAUAGUGACUUUGGGCAUGGUGAGAAGCCCAAAGGAUCAAAUCAAGCUAGAGCCUAGGUCUGGAACUGGAAAUUAGAGAGGAGAAGGUGAAAGGGAAGGGAUAGAACAAGACUAAAACGAUUAGUGACGCAGGUGAUGGCAACUAUAUGAAACACUAACUUAGUUCUUUAAAAGCACAGAUUUGGAUGAUGUCCAUGGCCAGUGACAGUUCUGAAACUUAAGAGGACAAGCCUGUUGGGACAGGGAGAGGGAAUGGGGAUGGACUCCACCCUGUGUGGGCAGCACAUGAAAUGUUUACUGGUGAUGAUGUAGCACACACUAAAAUGCAUAUUCUUUUUUUAAUGAGGCCUAUGGAAGACAGAGAGGAAACAUUAAAAAUCCUUAGUGAUGCUUGAUGUUUUCAA
Antechinus flavipes (yellow-footed antechinus) is the source of this 5883-nucleotide messenger RNA. It is a transcript of the gene CDC42EP4, whose product is annotated as CDC42 effector protein 4. The record is from RefSeq and is a predicted model, not a curated record. The transcript is spliced from 2 exons. NCBI's taxonomy places the organism in Eukaryota, Metazoa, Chordata, Mammalia, Dasyuromorphia, Dasyuridae. The coding region runs from base 2348 to 3412 and encodes 354 amino acids.